Molecule: messenger RNA, 750 nt
Organism: Rhinopithecus roxellana (golden snub-nosed monkey)
Lineage: Eukaryota; Metazoa; Chordata; Mammalia; Primates; Cercopithecidae
Product: microtubule-associated proteins 1A/1B light chain 3B
Exons: 1
Coding region: 103-480 (125 amino acids)
Biological process (GO): autophagy of mitochondrion; cellular response to nitrogen starvation; macroautophagy
Cellular component (GO): autophagosome membrane; autophagosome; cytosol
Molecular function (GO): ubiquitin protein ligase binding
Source: RefSeq, a predicted model, not a curated record
AGUCGCUAUCGCCAGAGUCGGAUUCGCCGCCGCAGCCGCCGCCGCCCCCAGGAGCCGCCGGGACCCUCGCAUCGUCGCCGCUGCCGCCCAGAUCCCCGCACCAUGCCGUCGGAGAAGACCUUCAAGCAGCGCUGCACCUUCGAACAAAGAGUAGAAGAUGUCCGACUUAUUCGAGAGCAGCAUCCAACCAAAAUUCCGGUGAUAAUAGAACGAUACAAGGGUGAGAAGCAGCUUCCUGUCCUGGAUAAAACAAAGUUCCUUGUACCUGACCAUGUCAACAUGAGUGAGCUCAUCAAGAUAAUUAGAAGGCGCUUACAGCUCAAUGCUAAUCAAGCCUUCUUCCUGUUGGUGAACGGCCACAGCAUGGUCAGCGUCUCCACACCAAUCUCAGAGGUGUAUGAGAGUGAGAAGGAUGAAGAUGGAUUCCUGUACAUGGUCUAUGCCUCCCAGGAGACGUUCGGGAUGAAAUUGUCAGUGUAAAACAAGAAAAAUGCAUCUAUUCUAGAAUUUUUUAAACCCUUACCAAGGAAAAAAAAGGGAUGUUACCAACUGAGAUGGAUCAGUUCAUCUAAUCACAGAUCAUCCAACAGUAGUGUUCCCACCGAGGAGUGUUAGGAAGUUGUGUUUGUGUUUCAAGCAGAAAACUGAGCUCCAAGUGAGCACAUUCAGCUUUGGAAACUAUAUUAUUUAAUGUAGGCUAGCUUGUUUUCAGAUUUUAAAAAUUUAAAAAUAAAAUACUUUGCAUUCUAA